Molecule: messenger RNA, 1121 nt
Organism: Phialemonium atrogriseum
Lineage: Eukaryota; Fungi; Ascomycota; Sordariomycetes; Cephalothecales; Cephalothecaceae
Product: hemerythrin HHE cation binding domain-containing protein
Exons: 3
Coding region: 117-899 (260 amino acids)
Source: RefSeq, a predicted model, not a curated record
GAGGGAAUAUAAAGUAGGGAUGGUGUCCUUUGGGAUAUUCUUGACAUUGCCUCCCUCAGCGUUUCCAUUUUUUCCUUUGUGAUAUCCCCUGAUACCCAGACCUCUCCUCUCGCGCAAUGGCACCAACCUACGCCGACCAUCCCUUCCCCCUCAUCCCCACGCCCGUCUUCCUCAAGGGCAAGGAUGCCAAGAUAGAUUUCUUCGACCGCUGUGCCUCCGAGAUGGCCUGCGUCCACAACAUGGUGUCGAGGGGUCUCAACGCCAUCUACCUCCAGGCACCACACAUCCAGGCCAAAGACGAGAAGGCCUUCUGCACAUUCAUCACCCACUGGUACAACCUCCUGCAUUUACACCACGCCGGUGAGGAGGAAGACUUCUUCCCGACUAUCGAGAAGAUGGCGGGCGAGAAGGGCAUCAUGGAGCACAACGUGGACCAGCACCACGCCUUCCUGGGCGGCUUCGAGGCCCUCGGCAGCUACGCCAAGGCCUGUGCAGCGGGCGAUCAGAAGUACGACGGCCGCAAGGUCGUCGAGAUGAUUGACGGGUUCGGCAGCGAGCUGUCGCAGCACCUCGCCGACGAGAUUCCCACAAUCGAGGGGCUGCGGCGGUUCGGCGAGGAAAAGAUGGCCGGCCUGACGGCGGUUUUAGAUAGGGAAGGCGAGAGGAAUCAGAAAAACCUCGGCAUUAUGGGCUUGUGUGCCUGCUAUGCCAUGCUGGACAUCCACUACGAGGACGACCUCUGGAUCAACUGGCCACCGGCUCCGGGUGUCGUGAAGUUCGUGUGCAGGAACGUCGUCUGGCGGCUCAAUGCCGACAUGCUCAAAUUCGGAGCUGUCGACAAGGAUGGGAAGAUGAAGCCCCUGUACGCCGUCCCACAGGAAACUGAGGGGACUGCCUAAGGGGCCUUUCUCCAGAGAAUGUCGACGCUCCAUUGUAUCUUGUUGUGCGAUCCCGGUAUAGAGCGGAGGAGUUCGGUGUCCGUCCUUUUUUCCUCUUGUGCUUCAGGAUAUAAGAAAAUCUCCGCCUAGGCGUGAACUAUUAGAUGUACCGUAUAUACGUAUAUACAUACAUACUAGAUAUCAAGUUAGUUGAUUUACCGAAAAAAUACUUGAUACCAUCUA